Triticum aestivum (bread wheat) is the source of this 735-nucleotide messenger RNA. RefSeq names its product cyclin-B2-2-like. NCBI's taxonomy places the organism in Eukaryota, Viridiplantae, Streptophyta, Magnoliopsida, Poales, Poaceae. Bases 7 to 384 code for a protein of 125 amino acids. The record is from RefSeq and is a predicted model, not a curated record. The transcript is spliced from 4 exons.
UCUGAUAUGCAUAUGCCAUCACUUCACGUUGAGAACGAUUCCGAGGCACCACCGGCGCCGGAGGACUACAUCAAUGAUGGCUCUGUUGGAAGUUUCGCAAGGUUCAUAAACCACAGCUGCAACCGUAACCUCUUCGCCCAGUGUGUCCUAACAAAUCACCACGACGUCAAGCUACAAAAGGUAGCACCUGACAUCGACAGCUAUGACAUCAGGAACUCCCUCGCAGUUGUCGAAUACCUCGCUGAAAUUUAUAGCUUCUACAGACGGACCAAGUUGAGUUGUGAACCCCCCACCUACAUGACACACCAAACUGAUAUCAAUGAGAAAAGGCGUAUUUUUCUGAUUGACUGGUUGAUUGAGUAUGCAGGUGCCGUACAAGCUUGAGCUACUGGGUGAAACACUAUUCCUUGCUGUCAACAUCAUUGAUAGAUCAAUGCAUAGAAAAGUAUGUCUCAAGUUUUCUCUUGAAUGGAACCUGCAAGUUUCUCAUCUGUUUAAUGAAGCUUACCUUGAAAAGAAUUAUAAAUACUACAGGAAGGAGAGUAAGAUAAUGACAGUUCAUUGGAAUAUGGAUUUUGAGAGGAUAUAUAUGGGUUUUGCUCUCUGUAAUUACAUAUUACUUUCCUUGCUGAUGCUAUUGCUCAUGUUAUAAAACUGGUCUACAUCGCACACAUGGUUUCCAGCAAAGAAAACAGUGUCAUGAUUUAUAAACUAGGCUUGUGUGCUCAAGUAAUA